AUGUCCGAUGACGUUGACACCACCGCCAACCCGCUGCUUCCGCCGCCGCUCAGCAUGGCCGGCGCGCUCUCCCCGGCUGGCGCCUUCGUGAGCAUGUCGGCCACAGCGCUGCUGCAGAAGGACGCGGAGCUGGGCGCCAUCGCAGUGAUGGUGCUCGGAGAAUCGGGGUUGCAAUCGCCGCCGCCGCCGCCAAGACGGACGUGCGAGAGGCGCUGA
Messenger RNA from Miscanthus lutarioriparius, 216 nucleotides. NCBI's taxonomy places the organism in Eukaryota, Viridiplantae, Streptophyta, Magnoliopsida, Poales, Poaceae. The record is from the annotation of a GenBank genome assembly.